Knipowitschia caucasica is the source of this 414-nucleotide messenger RNA. Lineage: Eukaryota; Metazoa; Chordata; Actinopteri; Gobiiformes; Gobiidae. The record is from the annotation of a GenBank genome assembly.
AUGGAUGUCAUUACCCAGUAUGCCUACAACGACAGCGUAUUCGAGAACGGGACAUGGGGCCUCAACGGGACGGAGCACGGGCCGAAGAACGUUUACAACUACUACGCCAUGCUGCUCACGCUGCUCAUCUUUGUCAUUGUGUUUGGGAACGUGCUGGUGUGCAUGGCCGUGUCCAGGGAGAAGGCGCUGCAGACCACCACUAACUAUCUGAUCGUCAGCCUGGCGGUGGCGGACCUCCUCGUGGCCACUCUGGUGAUGCCCUGGGUGGUGUACUUGGAGGUGGUGGGAGAAUGGCGCUUCAGUAAGAUCCACUGUGACAUCUUUGUCACUCUGGAUGUCAUGAUGUGCACGGCCAGCAUCCUUAACCUCUGUGCCAUCAGCAUUGAUCGGUCAGCUGACGUAGACAUCCCUUAA